AUGUACACGCCGAGGGGCUCCCUGAUCCCUCGAGAAGUGGAGACUCCGAAGGAGUUGCAACUGCGGGUGACUCCGGUGGAGCUGAAGUUUCAGGACACAAUGGCGGGGAAGGUGUACCGCCAAUCAAUUACUGUCCGCAAUCUUGGCCGCAGCAACCAGAAGAUCCGGUUUCUGGAACCAGUCAAACCACAGUUCAAACUGGUUUUUCCAAGUGUGGAUAAAGAAAUUGCUUCUGGACUUCAGAUGACAGCUAUGGUGGAAUAUCAUCCUAAUAAAAAUGAAGAUAUUUCUGACCAACUACUUAUUGCAGUAGGAAACAAAGCAGUAGAGGUUCCUCUUAUUGGGUUGAUUCCAGCCUGUAAAUUGGAAAUUAAGCCAGAUGUUGAUUUUGGCACUUUGGUUGCCAAUAGUAAAGUGUAUAGUAAAGAGGUUAAAAUAAUUAACCGUGGCAAGGCUCCAGGUAAGUUUACAACACUAUACCAGGGCCAAUUACCCAUUGUAAUUUUUCCAACUAAUGGUAUUGUGGAGCCCAAGUCCUCGAAGAUUAUUAAAGUGGAAUUCUGUGCAGACCAGCCCAGCCUUGUAAAUGAAGUGGCUAAAGUGAGUUUGCAAGGUCGUCCAGAUAUAUUCUUGAAUAUCAGAGUUCGAGUGGUUGAGCAGAUUCUUGAAUUGUUAAACCUGACUGGUAAUCAAAAGGUGGAAUGCAUACACUUUGGUUCUGCUUUCUUUGGAACAUCAAAGAUUGAACAUGCACUUCUAUACAAUAAUAGCCCAGAAAUUAUAAAUUGGGUGGCAAUAAUACAAAAUGAUUCAGUUGGAGAAGAAUUGGGUACAAAUAUUCAACAAAGAACAGAUGUUGCUAUAAAUAAUCUUGCCUUCAUAAGGCAAAUAAAGAACAUGGAUAUUACCACUUUUAUCUCCUGUGUUCCUAAUGAAGGGAGAUUAUCACCUUAUCAAAAGACUAAAAUUACAUUUUGUUUCAGCCCAAAGAUAAUUACUGAAGGAAAAAAGGAUUAUGACCCUUCACACAGGCAAGACUAUGCUGUUUUUUUGAGAUUUGACACUGUAGGAAGUAAGGAUGGGUUUUUGAGAGAUGAUAACUCUAAAACUAUCAAAAAUGAACAACUUCAGAAACUGGAAUUAGCACUGACAGGCUCAGGACUUCCUGUUCUAAUGCAGUUUAAUUCAGGAAGCUUUCUUACUUUCCCAACUUGUUCCUUUGGUGAAUGUUCAAAGAUUUCAUUUAUUAUGGAAAAUCGAUCCAAAUCACUUCCUGUGAUGUAUCACUUUAGAAAAACUGCAAAUUUUAGAGUUCGACCUGAAAGGGGCAGUGUUGAUGAAGGAUGUAUGCAGAAAGUGACAUGUUCAUUCAUGCCACAUCAAAUUGGAGUCUUUACAGUGAAGCAGUUCAUAGACUUUAUUGGCCCAGUGGCAGAUAAAAAUUUUCAAUCUUUAUUGCUGAGACCUUUUUAUCACAUACAUUUAGUUUUCAAGGGUGCCUGCAAAAUUUCCAACAAGAAAGUUGUGUUUCAAAUUAAUCCUGGCAUAUCCCCUAUCGCCACUAAUCCUACGGGCCAGUUUGUGGUCAAAGAUUUGACAACAUACAAGGAAUGUGCUCCUGUUGCAAUGCUUCAAUCAGCCUUGACAACCAUUCACAAUCAUCAGUCAAGUAAAGGGUCAGUGCAGGAUGCGCUGAUAGCCUUUCCCAAUGACCGAACUGCAAGUAUCAGGCCUGGAGACCAGGAAAAACAUUUCAGGACGAUUUUCACAAAGGUUCCAAGGCAUAACUAUGUGGAUACUGAGUUUACAUAUACUGAUUCUGAAGUACUAGAGAAGAAAGCACAUGAAGACUAUUAUAAAAACUACAUUGACUCUUUAAGGAAUGCACGCCUGAAGAAAAAAGCAGAAGUAGAAGAUGUGUAUGCAUAUGAUGAUCUAGACAUAGGAUUAUGUCCAGCUUCAGGUAUGAAGUCACCUGCACUCUUACAAUCGGAUUUGGAAGUAGUGGUCCCACCUUUAAUACAAUGUGAGGUCAAACCUUACCAACCGCUAUGUACCAGGAAUAUGGAAUCCAAAGAAGCAAAGGCUCUAGGAAGAAAGGUCCUCAAAGCCCUUAAAUCUCACCCAACCACUCUUUCUGAAAAACGUGAUUGCAAAUUAAUUUUGACACCAAAGCAAAUUCAUCAAGUAAUCGUUGGACCCUCUGUCCUUAAUUUUGGUGAUAUUUGUGUGAACUCCAUAAAUACUCAUCGACUGCAUGUUGUUAAUAUGCUACCUAAGUAUAUUUUGAUCCAUUUAGAUGCUAAUUUGAAAGAACUUCAGAAAACCAAACAAUUUUCAUAUGUGAUUCCACCUUCAUCCAGUACUCAUAUUUCAAUUACAUUCCAGUCUCCCACUGCUGGAAAAUUUUGGAAGUCUUUCACCUUUAGAGUGAACAAUAUACCUGGUGGGCACCUCCUAGUGAGGGCAAUUGUCAUGCCAGUAAGACUUGAGCUAUCUUCUGAUGAGGUAGUAUUAAAACCACAUGGCUUCUUGUUGAAAACAUGUUUUAGGGAGACAGUUACGUUGCAUAAUCGUCAGAAUUAUCGUGUUCACUUUGAAUGGAUACCAGUAUGCACAGAAGAAGGAGUAUCAUUUUCCAUUCGUCCAAGUAAAGGCAUUGUUGAACCAUUCUCCUCAUUGGAAUGUGAAGUAACAUGGCUGCCGGGUUUCUCUGCUCCAGACAGGGGAGAAUUUACUCUUCAAGUUGAUGAAGGAAACACGAUGACACUAAAAUGUGUUGCACAUCGUGGUAACACCAAGGUCUUGUUUUUGGAGCCAAGGAUACUCUUCAAUAAUAGCCCUCAAGGUUUAACAACUUGGAAGAAAGUCAUUCUUCACAAUGUGGGACAAAACCAUGCCUAUUUCAAGGUUUGCAGUAAGAGUCUUAUGUCUAUCAUUAAUAUUGUUCCAUCAGAAGGAAUAAUUCCAUUUGGGGGGCUAACUGUUGUCACUAUCACCUGUACACCUACCAUGGCAGAAAAAUUUGAUACAAUAGCAAAGGUUGCUAUACGCCAUGCAACUGACAUAGAACUUAGGAUUGGUGGAACUGCUGAAGUUGCUUCUAUUGAAAUCAAACCAGACACAUUUAUCUUCGGUGGCACCUUUCUUGGCGGUACCCAGAUUAUUCCAUUUUUCGUAAAGAACAAAGGCAUAACACGUGCCAGAGUGGAGUUUAAUCUAGAAGGUCAUUUAUAUUUUUCAGUGGUUUUUAAACACAAAACAGGGAAACACAAAGACCCUGCAUUUCCUGACCGGUAUUAUUUAGAGUUAGAGGCAAAGACAUCUAUGGAAUGCGGCAUAGCAUUUGCUCCCAAAGAAGUGACAACGUAUGAAUUUGACUUUGACAUUCAUAUUAAUUUCUUUGAAUCUUCAAAAAUUUACACUCAAUGUCAUUUGUCAAAAUCUCCUGUGCCUCGGGUCCCUCUUAUUCGACCAUGUCAUGUUCAAGCUACUGUAUUGCAAGCACCAGUGAAAUUAUCUAGAACUCAAUUUAUAUUUGACAUCCCACCAUAUGCUGUGAGGUAUAAGAAAAGGGUCUCAAAAACUCAGCAUAUUAUCUUACACAAUUUCUCAAAAAGAAAAGUGGAGUGGUGUUUCGAUAUUACUAAUGCUGAGAAACUUUUCAAAGAUGGCAUAUUCGAGUUUAAUUUAUUAAAUGGGAUUCUACUACCAAAUGAAGAGUAUAAAGUUUACUUAAGGUUUUGUCCAACUCAUGCUGUAAAAUACACAGCUUAUGUACCUGUACGUUUAAAUAAAAGUCCAGUUUGCUACCAAAUGUUACAUCUGAUUGGAGAGCUAAAAUUGCCCAAGUUAUCGUUUGACCGUGCAUUCAUGUUUUUCACCCCUGUUCCUUUGGAUGUAGCAAGUGUGAUGGAUGUCAACAUUUUACCUCAAAGUUAUUACAGAGAAUCAAGUAUAAAGGUUGUGAUUCCCCCAGCAAGCCUUCUUGGUAUUGAUGAGGAGAUUCACCCUCUUACUGUGAGUUAUCCAAAAGGCACAGUCAUUGAAGCCUCUCUCGAUGGAAUUAACACUGAGCUCAUCUGCCGCUUUAGCUUCAAAUCAUCUAAACCUCUGACAAUUGUCACUACUGUUCUUUUCUGUGAUGACAGAAAUUGCAGGUUUUCACUUCCAGUUAUUGCAACAGCAGAAAACUGCAUUCUUACUACUUACCCAUAUUUGGCAUUUCAUAUUGAUGAAGAAAACAUUACUGUAAGGAAUGAAAAGGAUCCCAGCCCUGUGAAGACUAAAAAACAUGUUUCGCUUCCCUCUGAAAAAGAUGGAUUAUCUUCUCCUGCUCCAUCUAAAUGUGAGGAUGCUGAGUCUGCAAAUAGAUUCUUUAUCGGAAUUGAAGCAACACCUGGAAAAGUGAACUUGGCCAAAAGUGAAAAGCCAAAGAAGAAAGGUGAUAAAUCGAUGGGAAAGGAGGAGGAAAACAAGAAAUUUUGUCCUGAUCCAGGAACAAAGGCAUAUGACUUCAUUCAAAAGGUUGUAAAUGCAGCUGAGACCUGGUUCAGCCUCUUCGGCUGGCCUGAAGGACCACAUUCUCUUUCUGUUCCAGAGAGUAUAAGAAGGGAUGUGAGUAAGAUGCAAGCCUUUGGAUCAAUCUCAUUAGAUCAAAAACAUGCCAAAGCGAAUAACUUUCUAAGAUACACUAAAACCAUUUAUGAUGUGAUACGCCACUUGAGUGGAAAAAUGCCUAAUGGGGUUAAUUCUAGUCAGUCUUUACCUGUGGAUUACAUUGAAAAGCUCAUUCAACUUCAUUUGCAACAUUCUUCACUUCUUGACUUUCUCAGAGAUCGAGGAGCAUAUGUUUCUUAUAUACAGCCAGAAUAUCUGUUUGAACCAGAAGAUUACAAGAAGUGGGUUGAAAUGAGAGAAAAGCGAUAUGUUAUCAUAAAUAUGACUGAGUUUGAAGCCUGGAGUCAACGGGCAUGGACAGAUGUACUCCUUCAGAUAUACAAGGUUCUGAUAUUAUCCCACAUUGUACCACAUUCCAUAGAUGACUUGCCUCCCAUAAAUAUGCGGAAAUCACCAAAAGUCAAUCCUUGUUUUGUAGAAAGCAAUGUAUAUUCUGAUUCUGAAAGAAUUCUGCUUAGUUGGUUGAACACAAAUUAUGAGAAUGCCCGACAUAUUGUAUGGAAAAACUGUAAAAAAGGUAUUCCUUCUGAGAGAUGGGUACUAAAUUUUGACAAACACCUUUCAGAUGGUCUUGUUUUUGCCACCGUGUUGGGAGCCUAUUGUCCAUUUCUGAUUGAGCCUUAUUUUAAAAAUAUGUACACACAACCAAAAGGUUCUGAACAGUGUUUUCACAAUUGCGCGGUUGUUGUAGAUAGUCUUCGUGAAAUUGGCUUUAACAUUGGCAUACAGGCCUCUGACAUCUGUGACUAUAAUCCAAUUCUGAUGCUCAUGCUUUGUGUCUACAUGUAUGAAAGACUCCCUACAUAUCUUCCCAAGAUGUUGGUGACCUUUCAGUGUACUCUACAUGACACUGUGAAAAGAAAGGUUCUAGUGAAAAAUUCAAGCUCAAAAAAAUUAGUGUAUAAUGCUACAAUUAUUGGAAGAGAUGCCGCUGACUUCACCAUCUCCACCACAGAUAAUAUUGUGACAGUUCCUCCAAAAGACGAAAUCCAGAUUACUGUGAAAUUCAACAGUCGCUUCCUCCAUCCUGCCAAAGCUUCACUGAUAUUAAUUUCAACACCUAAUAUGGCAGUGGGAGGCACUACAAUGAUUUUUGCUCUUAAGGGUGAAGUCCGCAAAUUUAAUCCCAUGAAAAUUAUCAGAUGCAAAAGCCCAUGUUAUACAUGGAAAGAAAUCACUGUGAAUGUUAAAAAUCCCUUCCAUACUGCUGGUGACUUCAAUGCCAUUUUGGUGGAAUCCUCAACAUUUAUCUGCUUUACAUCCCAAUUAAAUGCAUCUGGACAUUCUUAUACAAAUGAUUCUGGGAAUAGCAGUGAACAGGAUACUGCCCCAAAAACCUUAAAAACCUCAAUUAGGUCCAGUUUCAUCAGAGAGUUCUUCUGCCCAUCACCGACUGUUCACCUGGGAGCAGGACCAAAAGGGACUUCAAGCCUGGAGCUCUCCUUUGUUCCCUUUGACAUGCAGAUACGCUACUGCGUCAUUAUCCUUAGCAACAAAAUGAUUGGAGAAUUAGUAUAUGUUGUGGAAGGAAAAGGUAUGGCCCCCUUGCCUUCAAGACUACCUGCAAUGACUUCUUUAAAUUUAUAUGACUACACAUGUUCUCCAGAAGGUAGACUUGAUGAGGACAAUCCAGUUCUGUAUUUGAAAUGCAAACCCUGUCAUACGUUGGAUGUGGACCUUAUAUUGCCACUGACUAAUGAAGCCAAGGAAAAGGCAUUGGCUUUUGCAGCACGGCAGCAGAUGUCAGAUGUGGAGUAUCAGCGGAGAUUGAUCACAGGCACUCUGGAAAGCAGUAGCAUCCGUGUGGCCAUUGCUAUCCUGGGGCUGACCAGGGUCGAGACUUGUAUGCUUUUUAAUAUCUCAAAGUUAAAGCAGCCUAAGUUCGUUUUAUAUGCAACAGAAGUAAGCCUUCCAGGAUAUUUUUAUGUCCCCAAGGAAAUCCACAUUCCUCAGUAUCCGGAACGUCAAGCUAAAGGACUUAAACCUGUAAUUAAAAAAGUUCCAGAAGGAUCUUUUCCAGUUGCUUUAAAAUUUGCUCCUCUCUGUCCUGGACGCUACCCUUGUAAAAUUUUGUUGACAUCAAGGUAUGAUGUGCGUGUCUACUACAUUGAAGGCGUGGUGAGUGAUGAAUGUCCAGAGACCAGAUUUGAUUUCGAAACACCAGCAUUUGAAGCCCUUACCCAGAAUAUUCCAAUAAUGAAUAGAACAAUGAAUGACUGGAGAUGUCACGUGAUUAUAGAAGGAGAAUGUUUUUAUGGACCUCCUGAUUUCUCUGUCAAAUCAGGUGAAACAGCACAAUAUCCUCUCACAUUCAAACCUCAUUUGGAAUGUGAGGUUAUGGGUAAACUUACUGUACAAAAUAAAAUAGAUGGUAUGGAGCAUGUCUUUGCCAUGAAAGGGAUUGGUAGAAGACCCGUGGCCUUGGAAUGCAUCAUUGCACACUGUCAGGUGGGGAUCCCAGAAGAUAGAAUCAUAAUGGUGCCCAAUCAUACAAAGAACAUCGUAACAUUUAAGGUAUCUUCAAAUGUUCCCAUAGUGUGGGGACAGCAAAGCAUCACCAUAGAACCUGGUAGUGUAAUUCCAUAUGUUCUACACAUAAGCUCUUGGAAACGUGGUGUAUUCAAAGGUAAACUUUCAUUUUCCAUUAAAAAAAGCUGUCAAGAUGAUGAUUGUGAGAGAGAUUCAGAUGAAGAUCAAUAUCAACAUGAUAUUCAAGAUCAAGAUGGAGUAUCUUUUUUUCAGAAAUUGUCAGAAAAAUCCAUCAAGCUUGAUAAGGCAGGCUUAGAUGAUGAUGGUGGCACUGUACAAGUCUGGUAUAAUCUUGAGAUCCAUAUCUAUCCUGGGGAGCCUGUAAACAUUAUUGAAAUGAAAUGUGUUGCUAUGGAGACCACUUGUUUUGAAAUACCUCUCCGUAAUGCAAAAGAGACAACUCUUCAAAUAGAAGUGCUAUUAUCAGAUCCUACCCUUAGUGGAAUCAAGAAAUUUGUGCUGAAUCCAGAAGAAUGUAUCGACUAUACAGUAUGCUAUACUCCAGCAGCAACAGGCUGUAAAGAGGAAAGCAUUAUUUUUCAGCCUGAUAAGGUUCUAGAGUUCUGGUAUGUACUGAAAUUUACUGUCGAAUUCCCAGAUCCAAUCAAAUUGCCAGAAAUGCAGUGUGACCUUGGAAAGUUUAUCAUACAGAACUUUCCUUUAGUUAAUCCUACACAUGAAACCUUAGAAUUGCAAGUAAGAAACAGUAAUCCUGAUAAUUUUCUCCUGGAUUCUCAUAAAUUACCACUGAUCAUACUUCCUCGCUCCACAGAAAGGAUACGUGUUCGCUUUUGUCCUUCUUCUCUUGGAAGAGCUAGUCAUCAAGCUACUCUUACCUUCUACUGUGCUCAGUUUGAAGAAUGGAAAUUCCUCCUUUCUGGAAUAGGACUAUUUCCCCAGCCUCUAGAAAUAGAAAGAAUCACCACCUACCUUCAGCAGCUAGCAUCUCUGGCUAUAACUUUCAAAAAUCCCACAGAUGAACAUGUUUUAAUCGAUGUCAUACUAACAAAUCGGGAAAUGCCGAAGAAUCUCACCCUUGGCAUUCAGUGUGAUAGCUUCCUCAUUGAGACUACUGCCUUCAAGCUUAGUUUGGAUUACUCACACGGAAUUGAAUUGCCUCCUAGAGGGAUUAUUCCAAUCCCAGUGUGUUUUGUUCCCAAAGUUAUGAAAUUAAAGAAGACAAUGGCCGUUGUUCAAAUGAGGAAGGCAAAUGGAAAAAAUUGGCCUAUUGACAAUUUUGAUGAAUUGAGUCCAGAUAUGAAAAGAAUGAUGGGAAUACACAGGGGAGAAAUCCAAACAAUACGAUGGAUAUACCCUAUUCUUGGACUCCCACAGGCAAAACAUGAUGAAUUCCCUCCAGCUGUCAUAAAAUGUCAGUCCAGGAAACGGAUAGAAAAGGAGUUGCAAGUCACAAUUACUGGUGAUUUUAUUGGAGAUCAUCCUAUCUUAAAUGUAUCAGAUUUUGUAGUAAUUCCAAAAAAACGUUCAUAUGCAUCUUAUGAAGAUAUCGAUGGUAUACCUAUAAAACGUGAAUUUGAAUAUGAAAUUAUAUAUGAAUCUGAGGAAGUAAGAACUGAGUUACAGCCCUCUGUGGCUAUAUUUUUGAUGAAGAAAUCUUACAAUAUCAAGACUCAAGUUAUAACAUUGGACUUCAACCUGAUAUUUUCACCAAAGAAACCAAUGAAGUCUCAAAUUAUACUAAAAAUAGAGUGUAUAACAGAUGGGAUCUGGAACUUUCCCGUAACAUUGAUUGCUACUGAGCCUGAGGUGGAUGAUGUAAUUAAUAUUGAAGGGAAAGGUUUAUUUAAGGAAGCUGUUACUGAAUUCUGGCUGUCCGGUCGGAAAAGAUAUUCUGAUGACUUCGUUGCAUACUUCCUACCUGACAGUGAUCCUGAGUUUUUUGUAAAACCUGAAUCUGGAGAAAUUCCUCCUUUUGACAGUGAUGGGAUUACCCUCAUAGUGGGUUUUAAACCCCACAUGUAUGGCAGAAAAUAUAAAGCAAGAUUAGUAAUACAGACAGCCGAUAUGUACUAUUUGUAUGCUGUCAAUGGAUUACCCCAAAGCACCAAGUCACCAAAGAAUGUCAAAGCCAAAAUUGAUGCAACUAACAAGAAGUUUGAUGACAGGCCAGUUACUCAGCACCGUUUUAUCCAAGAAAAUAAUAACAUGGUAAGGACAGGGGUGUCCUCUACCAUCAAGGGUGCUUCUUGGAUGUUGAAUGAUAAAUAAAGUUUUUUCCCCAAAAUA
This is a messenger RNA of Eptesicus fuscus (big brown bat), 9456 nucleotides long. RefSeq names its product cilia and flagella associated protein 47 (gene CFAP47). The transcript is spliced from 66 exons. The coding region runs from base 1 to 9438 and encodes 3145 amino acids. The record is from RefSeq and is a predicted model, not a curated record. Gene Ontology annotation, molecular function: protein binding. Lineage: Eukaryota; Metazoa; Chordata; Mammalia; Chiroptera; Vespertilionidae.